Messenger RNA from Otolemur garnettii (small-eared galago), 2287 nucleotides. RefSeq names its product ring finger protein 13 (gene RNF13). NCBI's taxonomy places the organism in Eukaryota, Metazoa, Chordata, Mammalia, Primates, Galagidae. The record is from RefSeq and is a predicted model, not a curated record. Bases 168 to 1262 code for a protein of 364 amino acids. The transcript is spliced from 9 exons. Gene Ontology annotation, molecular function: ubiquitin protein ligase activity. Gene Ontology annotation, cellular component: cytoplasm; nucleoplasm. Gene Ontology annotation, biological process: protein ubiquitination; positive regulation of DNA-templated transcription; ubiquitin-dependent protein catabolic process.
ACUUCCGUCUCGCCUUGGUGUUGUUGUCCCUGCUCCGACUCCCAGCUGAGUGGUUCGGUGCGGAUAUUUAGUCAUGAAGUCACGGUAGGGACUUCUCCUGCAGCGACGCGGCCAGAGAGCCUGUUCGUGUUCCAGGGGGCCGGGCUUCCAGGUGGUUUUACUGCGCGAUGCUGCUCUCCUUAGGGAUGCUCAUGCUGUCGGCCACACAGGUCUACACCAUCCUGACUGUUCAGCUUUUUGCAUUCUUAAACCUACUGCCUGUAGAAGCAGACAUUUUAGCAUAUAAUUUUGAAAAUGCAUCUCAGACAUUUGAUGACCUUCCAGCAAGAUUUGGUUAUAGACUUCCAGCUGAAGGUUUAAAGGGCUUUUUGAUUAAUUCAAAACCAGAGAAUGCCUGUGAACCUAUAGUGCCUCCACCAUUAAAAGACAAUUCAUCUGGAGCUUUCAUCGUGUUAAUUAGAAGACUUGAUUGUAAUUUUGAUGUAAAGGUAGUAAUAAUAAAAUUACUCUUAUUCUUCUAUACAGUUGAUGUAUUAAAGAAAAUUGACAUUCCAUCUGUCUUUAUUGGUGAAUCAUCAGCUAAUUCUUUGAAAGAUGAAUUCACAUAUGAAAAAGGGGGCCAUGUUGUCUUAGUUCCAGAAUUUAGUCUUCCUCUGGAGUACUAUCUGAUCCCUUUCCUUAUCAUAGUGGGCAUCUGUCUCAUCUUGAUAGUUAUUUUCAUGAUCACAAAAUUUGUCCAGGACAGACAUAGAGCUAGAAGAAACAGGCUUCGUAAAGAUCAACUUAAGAAACUACCUAUACAUAAAUUCAAAAAAGGAGAUGAGUAUGAUGUAUGUGCCAUUUGUUUGGAUGAGUAUGAAGAUGGAGACAAGCUCAGAAUCCUUCCCUGUUCCCAUGCUUAUCACUGCAAGUGUGUAGACCCUUGGCUAACUAAAACUAAAAAAACGUGUCCAGUCUGCAAGCAAAAAGUUGUUCCUUCUCAAGGUGAUUCAGACUCUGACACAGAUAGUAGUCAAGAAGAAAAUGAAGUGUCAGAGCACACCCCUUUACUUAGACCUUUAGCUUCUGUCAGUGCUCAGUCGUUUGGGGCGCUGUCAGAAUCUCAUUCACAUCAGAACAUGACAGAAUCUUCAGACUACGAGGAAGAUGACAAUGAAGAGACCGACAGUAGUGAUGCAGAAAAUGAAAUUAAUGAACACAGUGUCGUGGUCCAAUUGCAGCCUAAUGGUGAACGGGAUUACAACAUAGCAAAUACUGUUUGACCUUUAGAAUGUAAUUGGUAUAUUUCUCUUUGAAAAACUUAGGUACAUACUGUAUUUGAUUUUUUUGCUCCCUUCAGAGACUUCUGUAGAAAUAACUUAUUUUUUAGUAUUCUGCAAUUUAAUCUGAAUACUGAAAACAGGCUUUUUGAUCCAGUAUUUAUCUGCAGGAGUAUACUUCAUUUCACAAAUAGACUGGUGCUGUAACUCAAGCAUCUUAUCAGUUCUUUUGGAAUGAAAUAUUAGCCAAAAUAUUUUAAAAAAAAAAUCCUCAGUGUAGCUUGCAAUUAAGAGCUAGAUCAAGUAUGCAAACGUUUUGUGUUUCACACACCAGGUCAGUGCUGUGGCCACCUAGCAUGAGCUAAGCCAACUUCCACCUCCAUAAAGUUAUCUAGAGUUGUUGAGCUGGAAUAUAUUUGUUCUGGUAUUUCCCCAAAUUGCCAUCAUUAGUAAAAGGCAACAAGGUAAUUUAGCAUUUUUCCUCUUAUCAGCACAAAGAAACUGAAAGCUUUUUCCUUCCCAUUCCCAAGUAGUCUUAUCCUGAUAGGAACAGUCUGUACUAGUGCAGAUUUCAAAAGUUUUUUUUAAUGUUAUUAAUACUAUAGUGUUAUGUAUGAAUUUGAUUCAGCCGUUUAAGUACUGGCUAAGUACUGGACAUUACUUACUGAAUUAUACUUAAGAGUUUUGUGGCGUUAUCAUCAAAGCAAAAAGAAAAUGCUGCAUAAAAAUACCAAACUUCAGCAACUGUUAAUACUCAGAUCAUAUACCUCUUAAUAAAAAGCAACUUAUGCUAAUUAGUCCUGCUAAACUAUGUACAAAGGAAAUUGUUCAAGUAUUGAAUUUGAAAGUGCUUAUAUUUAACAGAACUAAUGAUGUACUGAAACAAUGUAUUAUGAAAAGUAAAUUAUAUUAUACAUCACUGUAACUAUGUAGAAAAUAUAGACUAAUGUAUAAUCAAAAUGCUAAGAAUUUUAUAUGGCCUUGUAUGAGGGGAGUUUGAAUGUUAAUAAACAUGUUUUUCACUUUAA